AUGGAUAACCUGACAAUUACAAACAACAUUCUACUUGUGGAGGGACUAAAAGUUACACCUCAGUCUUCCUAUCCUGUUUUUGUCCUGCUUCUCUUGGUUUAUGUAUUUGCAAUGGGAUGUAACAUUGGACUAAUAAUUCUGAUCUCGACGGAGAAGAAUCUACAUCAUCCUAUGCAUUUUCUGUUCUGUAACUUGCCACUGAAUGAUAUACUAGGAACCACCGUCAUGUUGCCACGCUUAAUGCAAGACAUUUUAAGGGAAGCUUCAGAACGCUAUAUUACAUAUGUGGAAUGUGUUGUUCAAGCAUAUUUUGUGCACAUAUUUGCAGCAGCAAGCCACUAUGUGUUGAUGAUAGGUCUCACUAUACGCUUGUCUCGCUGCAGACAUCAAAUUGAAAACCCUUUCUGUGACAAUGCCUCAUUGUUUAAACUGUCCUGUGAAAAUGUGUCUAUUAACAAUGUGUUUGGAUUAAUUUAUACUGUUAUUGUUUUUACCUUCUCUCUUGGGUCUGUAUUUAUAACAUAUACCAAGAUUGCUGCUGUAUGCAUAACCAGCAAAAACAAAGCACUCAACAGCAAAGCCAUCAAAACAUGUGGCACUCAUAUAGCUGUUUAUAUAAUCAUGUUUGCUUCUUGUGCCACCAUGGUUUUUCUUCAUCGUUUUCCUGAAUAUUCGGACAACAGGAAAUUAGCUAGUAUAAUGUUUCAUAUAGUGCCACCAGGACUAAAUCCUUUAGUAUAUGGUUUACAAACCAAAGAAAUAAGACAAAAACUUGUCAAAUUUUGGAACAGAAAUAAAGUUAAUAAUAAAACAAUAAAAAGUUAA
Molecule: messenger RNA, 825 nt
Organism: Danio aesculapii
Lineage: Eukaryota; Metazoa; Chordata; Actinopteri; Cypriniformes; Danionidae
Product: olfactory receptor 146-like
Exons: 2
Coding region: 1-825 (274 amino acids)
Biological process (GO): G protein-coupled receptor signaling pathway
Cellular component (GO): membrane
Molecular function (GO): G protein-coupled receptor activity; olfactory receptor activity
Source: RefSeq, a predicted model, not a curated record